AUGAAGCUCGUGCUUUACUUCACCCUCCUCACCUCUACAGUGCAUGCUGCUCUGCUGAGAAAGAGACAAACGUGGCCGCAGGUGUGCGACCCCUCUCGCUGCCCGCCGCUGCCCCGGGCCUGUUUCUACGGGCAGGUGAAGGACGGCUGCUGCGUGGUGUGUGCGGCCGGAGAGGGCGACUCAUGCGGCGGAGGCCUCUCCUGCGGUGAAGGGCUGCUGUGCGACUCUGUCGGCGGGCUCCGCAGCUCCUGCGUGUGCACCUCCUCCGGCCCCGUGUGUGGCAGCGAUGGCCAGAGCGUCUGCCGCCUGAGAGCCGAGAACAGGAGGGCCGAGCUCAGGGAAACCCCCCCGGUCAUCUUGAUCCAGAGGGGGUGCGGCUCCGGGUUCGUAGUGUCGGAGGACGGCUGGAUCCUCACAAACGCUCACGUGCUCGCCAACAAGCAGCGCAUAAAAGUCGAGCUGAAGAGCGGCUCGCAUUACGACGCUACAGUGAAGGACGUGGACCAGAAGAUGGACAUCGCACUCAUCAAGAUCCAACCGGAUGGUCCUCUGCCCGUGCUUCGCCUCGGCCAGUCCUCAGACCUGCGUCCCGGUGAGUUCGUGGUGGCGGCGGGAAGUCCUAAUUCUGGCGGGCCACUUGUCAACUUGGAUGGAGGUGUAAUUGGCAUAAAUACUCUUAAAGUUGCAGCAGGAAUCUCGUUUGCCAUCCCUGCAGACAGAAUACGGCAGUUCCUCGCUGAUUCCUACAACAGACAAGUCAACACUAAGAUUCCUAAAAUCCAGAUCCAGCUCUAA
Molecule: messenger RNA, 795 nt
Organism: Cottoperca gobio
Lineage: Eukaryota; Metazoa; Chordata; Actinopteri; Perciformes; Bovichtidae
Product: serine protease HTRA1B-like
Biological process (GO): proteolysis; positive regulation of apoptotic process; programmed cell death
Cellular component (GO): extracellular region
Molecular function (GO): serine-type endopeptidase activity
Source: RefSeq, a predicted model, not a curated record